Astrephomene gubernaculifera is the source of this 1876-nucleotide messenger RNA. NCBI's taxonomy places the organism in Eukaryota, Viridiplantae, Chlorophyta, Chlorophyceae, Chlamydomonadales, Astrephomenaceae. The record is from the annotation of a GenBank genome assembly.
GAGGUUGCCCCUUUAUACUCGUACUGAACGCCAACGUAAGGAUAGCAUUUUUGUUGGAAACGGGAACCCUUACUAGCGAUCUAACGCAGACCUUCCCGAGCGACGUUAUCGAUAUCGCUAUAUAGUCUUUUUCAAGCAGCCUAAAACAGUCCUAGUAAUCAUGGCGGAUAAUUGGGAGGAGGAUGCGUCGCUGCAGGCGCCCCCUCCUCCGGCUGCUCCAGCGGCAGCGUUUAACCCAAACAGCAUGAUCUUUAUCCCUGGGCAAGGCCUUGUGCCUGCUCCUCGUCCGCCACCGCCUCCACCACCACCGCCAGCGCCGGUCGAGCCGCCUCCUCCUGUUGUCGAGGAGCCCGCUCCGCAGCCGCCCCAAGUAGAGGAGCCACCAGCACCGGCGCCCCAGCCGGAGCCACAGCAAGAUGGAGGGUCCGCACCAGAGCCAUCGCCAUCGCCUGCACCAGCACCUGCACCGGCGCCAGCGCCUGUCGUGGAGGCGCCGGCCCCUGAGGAGCCCGUUGCUCCUCUUGACGAAAGCGCGGUUAUGAAAGCAUUCCAGGAGUCCUUGGUGGAGGAGCCCAGGGACCACCUCAACAUUGUGUUCAUUGGGCACAUCGAUGCCGGGAAGUCCACGCUGGCCGGUCAAAUCCUUUUCCUCACGGGAGGUGUGGACAAGCGCACCAUCGAGAAGUAUGAACGCGAGGCCAAGGAGAAGAACCGCGAGGGCUGGUACAUGGCGUACAUCAUGGACACCAACGAGGAGGAGCGCGUCAAGGGUAUCACCGUGGAGGUGGGUCGCGCGCACUUCGAGACGGAAAAGAAGCGCUACACCAUCCUGGACGCCCCCGGGCACAAGAACUACGUGCCCAACAUGAUCCAGGGCGCCUGCCAGGCGGAUGUGGCCAUCCUGGUCAUCUCGGCACGCAAGGGCGAGUUCGAGACGGGUUUCGAGCGCGGCGGUCAGACCCGCGAGCACGCGCAGCUGGCCAAGACGCUGGGCGUGACGCGGCUGAUCGUGGUGGUCAACAAGCUGGACUGCUCCUCCGUGGCGGUGGAUGGCAAGUGGGACAAGGCGCGUUUCGACCAGAUCGUGAACGGCCUGACCCCCUUCCUACGGCAGUGCGGCUACAACGUGAAGAAGGAGGUUACCUUCCUGCCGCUGGCUGCGCUGUACGGCCACAACAUCCGCGACCCGGUGGCCAAGGAGCUGUGCGGCUGGUACGAGGGAGACACGCUGUUCCAGGUGCUCGACAGCAUUGAGCCGCUGGAGCGCAACCCUCUGGCUCCCUUCCGCAUGCCCGUGGUGGACCGCUGGAAGGACAUGGGCACCAUUGUGAUGGGAAAGAGCGAGGCGGGGUUCGUGCGGGUGGGGGAUGUGCUGCAGCUCAUGCCGAACAAGCUGCGUGUCAGGGUGGACGCGGUAUUCCGUGACGAGAAGGAGACGCAGUCGGCCCGCAGCGGUGAGAACCUGCGGCUGCGGCUGAGCGGGUGCGAGGAGACGGACAUCUCGCCCGGCUUCGUGCUGUCCAGCAUCAAGAACCCCGUGCCCAUGGUCACGCAGUUCGAGGCGCAGCUGGUGAUUGUCGAGCUGCUGGAGCACAACCCCAUCUUCACGGUGGGCUACAAGAGCGUGCUGCACAUCCACACGGCGUGCGAGGAGUGCGAGGUCUCCAAGCUGGUCGCUGAGAUCGACCCCAAGACCAAGGAGCAGAAGAAGUGCAAGUACAUCAAGAGCGGCGGCAUCUGCAUCUGCCGCAUCACGAUUGACAAGCCCAUCUGCAUUGAGGCGUUUGCGGACGUGGCGUCGCUGGGGCGCUUCACGCUGCGAGAUGAGGGGCGCACCAUUGCUAUUGGCAAGGUGGUGAAGCUGCCCAAGGUGCAC